Messenger RNA from Australozyma saopauloensis, 879 nucleotides. RefSeq names its product putative ATP-dependent kinase. Gene Ontology annotation, cellular component: cytoplasm. The transcript has a single exon. Bases 1 to 879 code for a protein of 292 amino acids. NCBI's taxonomy places the organism in Eukaryota, Fungi, Ascomycota, Pichiomycetes, Serinales, Metschnikowiaceae. The record is from RefSeq and is a predicted model, not a curated record.
AUGGAACAAGAUCCAGCCCCCGCCGCCACGGCCUUUGAUGUAGCUACGCAAUUUGUGGACCGAGAAAUUCAAAAUUGGAAGGGGCCGCAUGCAUUGGUCAUCGGGAUUUCGGGCCCUCAGGGUUCAGGGAAGUCGUUUCUUACUGCUAAGAUUCUAGACCACCUUCGUCACAGUAAACCGACACUCAAUUGCGUCGGGUUGCUGCUUGAUGAUUUUUACCUUACACAUAAGGAUCAGGUUGCCGUCACCAAGGCAGCUCAACUCUCGGAAAAUGCCUUGUUGCAGGGUAGAGGGUUGCCCGGUACUCACGAUUUGGAGUUGGCUGUAGAAACACUCCACAAGCUCAGAAACGGGACUGUUCCGGUUGGAAUACCAUUUUACGAUAAGAGCGCUUUUAAUGGAGAGGGAGACCGUCUGGAUCUGUGGGGUGCGGUCGAUAAAACUGUAGAUGUAGUGUUGUUUGAAGGGUGGAUGAACGGCUUCAAGGCCAUUGACCCAACUCUGUUCCCGGCAGCAUAUAUGUGCACGGGAACCGAAAGUGUGGUCCAGAAAACACAUAUGUACCAUUUGGAGGAGAUCAAUGCCGACCUUGGACGGUAUGAGCCCUUGUGGGGGCUCUUCGAUCGCUUCGUCUAUCUCAAAACUGACGUCGAGAAGAAUGUCUACAAGUGGCGGCUUCAACAGGAAGCCGAUCUCAUUUCCAAACGUGGCACAGGAAUGACGGAUGCGCAGGUGGUCCAGUUUGUGGACCGCUACAUGCCCAUGUACGUGCUCUACUACUGGCGGAUGUGUGCUGAAGGCGCUGCCAAAGGCAAGGACUGCAACUUGUGCAUUGAAAUCAAUGGCGAUAGAAACGUGGAGGGCCACUUUUACUUUUGA